Musca domestica (house fly) is the source of this 1550-nucleotide messenger RNA. RefSeq lists its product as uncharacterized. The coding region runs from base 311 to 1519 and encodes 402 amino acids. The record is from RefSeq and is a predicted model, not a curated record. The transcript has 3 exons. Lineage: Eukaryota; Metazoa; Arthropoda; Insecta; Diptera; Muscidae.
UUUAGAUUGGUAAUUAUUUGUUUGUAACGUUAACAAUGGGUUAACGCAUAAUUAAUUUGUAAAUGAUUAACCUCGUUUAGAUCUGUCAACAUAAAUGUAAACAGAUUUCAACGAGUGGCGAAUGGCGCCAAAGCCUCCACCUUCCUUCAUGUUUUGAUCGUUGGUUGACACUCGUCUCUUCUAUCGCUCGAUACGAAGUCGCGCUCCCCCGCUAUUGUGCAAAUCAGCAUAUCAUCAUCAUCACCAUCUAUACAGUCCACCACAUCAUCUCCUUAACAUCAUCAUCGUGUUUCUAUCAAAAACAAUCAGUAUGUCGGUGAAAAUCUAUUCGGAAGAAGAACUUUUGAAUGUUGAUGACGGUUUUGAUUAUAAUGAACCUCGGCCCACCGAUCCCCAAGCUGGAAUGUCGUCAGCUGCAGUGGAAGCAGCCCUUGUUGAGCCGAUCGCGGCUGUAAAAAUCUCAGAACGUGGGUCCGAAUCCGAUAAAGCGGAUUCAUCUGCGGCCCUCGCUGAACCGAUGCAAACCGAGUCCGAAUCCAUAGCAACGGAUUCAUCUGCGGCUCCGGUUCUUGAUUCACCCCCCAAAAAUGAUACAUUACAAACCGAGUCCGGAUCUUCGGGUCCAUCUGCGGCUCCGGUUGCCACACCUCAUUUGGAGGAGUCGGAAAAUAAUUUAAGGUCCGAAACCCAUAAGGUUUCAUCUGCGGCCUCACAUAAAUGUCGCCUUUGUGAUCGCAUGCACCCGCUGGAUAGAUGUAGUGACUUCCGGGUUAUGAAUGUUGACAUGCGACGUCGCAUUGUCCUAAAAUACAAUGACUGCAUACGGUGUUUAUCUAAAUCCCACCAAGCUAGGGACUGCCGAAGCAAAAGAAAAUGUGCCGUAUGCAAUGAAGAACACCACACCCUCCUUCAUGAAGAUUCGAAGACCGUGGUUAAACCCACUAAUAAUCGUCAGCGUCGUCCGCGGACCGAUAGGUAUCGGUCACGUAACAGUCCGUAUAGUCGUCCGUCUCCCCCCUCGCAGAUAGGAUUGGUCGGCUUGUUGUCCCUCCAAACAGGUAUCUGCCUAUCCCCGACUUUGAUAGUCAAAAUUAUGUCGUCCGAUCGACCCACUAUUGUGAGGGCGGUUUUGGACCCGUGUAGUAGGCAGAGUCAGAUAUGUUCCUCUUUGGUGCAUAAUCUUCGACUCCCUACUUCUAGAAUCGAAGGUAGCCAAAUAUGUCGGCUGACCGUUAGUUCGAUCUAUGACCGGAGUCAGUCCAUUUCAAUUGUGGCUGUGGUAACCAAUUUGGACCAUGCGCUUACGCCUACAGCGGUAAUCCCCGAGCGCAUUCGUGACUCAUUUUUAGGUCUUCCUUUGGCAGAUCCCGAUUUUAAUAGGCCUGGUCGGGUGGCCUUGGUACUCGGGCCGGAAGUUUAUGCCAGGGUCGUAACUCAUCGGGUGCAAGCGACGCCAGGGUUGCCGAUAGCCCACUACACCAUAUUUGGGUGGGUAUUGUCGGGCAUAUGUAACACAUAGUGUUACACAAUGUUUUUUGAAAAAAAAAAAA